Molecule: messenger RNA, 1083 nt
Organism: Penicilliopsis zonata CBS 506.65
Lineage: Eukaryota; Fungi; Ascomycota; Eurotiomycetes; Eurotiales; Aspergillaceae
Exons: 2
Coding region: 1-1083 (360 amino acids)
Biological process (GO): transcription by RNA polymerase III
Cellular component (GO): RNA polymerase III complex
Source: RefSeq, a predicted model, not a curated record
AUGAGUACCGCUGAGCUCGCAGCGCGGCUCUACGAAGCCUGCCUGAGCAAGUUCCCUCCCGACCAUCUCUUUUACCAGCAGGACCUGCUUGGCCUGGGUAUCGUACCUAAGAAUGAUCUCGCGCAGCUGCUCCAGUUGACCCAGACCCUGGUGGACCAGAAACUACUACGCCUUCUACAGGGGAAAAACGACCGAUUAGCUUGGAAGAUCAUCUCGCGGGAGGAUGCAGAGAAGUAUGUAUUCGGAAUUGAGCUACUGCAAAACCUCAACCCUGACGAAAGUCUCGUUUACAAUGUGAUCCAUUCGACAGGCCGCUCCGGCAUUUGGGUCCGGGCGAUACAGAACCGUACGGGUCUGCCCAAGUCAAUCCUGGACCGAUGCCUCAAGGCGCUGGAAGGGAAAAACUACAUCAAAAGCGUGCACAAUGUCAAGUUCCCGACCCGCAAGAUGUACAUGCUCGCGGGGCUUGCCCCCAGCGAGGAUGUGACCGGCGGUGCGUGGUUCACCGACGGCGUGCUAGACGCCAACUUUAUCAACUCCGUCUCCACCUUCAUCGAAUACACCGUGAGUCGCAAAAGCUGGUACGAGGCACCCGCCGUGGAGGUCCAGCGCAACAAGCGCAUCAAGACCGCCGACGGCAGUGCCGCCGCCAAAUUCCCCGACCGUUCCUCCGACCGGCAAUAUCUGCCCUUCCCAGCCGGAUACCAGGGGUACUCGACAGUUGCAACCAUCACGGCCGCGGUCAACGAGAGUGGCAUCACGCCCGUCCGGCUAGGCGAAGAGAGUAUCGUGCAGUUGCUGCAGGUCCUCUGUUUCGACAACAAGCUGGUCUCGUUGAACAACGGGGAGAUGUACCGGUCCAUUAAGAACCCGGAGGCUGUCAAGGCCCAACAGGCACGCAAGCCGGGCCCCAUCGACCCGGACGCCGAUGACGAUGAGCGUCGCCGCCUCGUCUUCAACGGCAUGACCGAGGCCCCCUGCGGCCAGUGUCCUGUCUUCAAGCUGUGCGCCCCCGGCGGCGCUGUCAGCCCGGAAACAUGCGAAUACUUUGACCCCUGGCUAGAGAAGGCCCUAGGCUUCUAG